Molecule: messenger RNA, 1144 nt
Organism: Dermatophagoides pteronyssinus (European house dust mite)
Lineage: Eukaryota; Metazoa; Arthropoda; Arachnida; Sarcoptiformes; Pyroglyphidae
Gene: Sfxn1-3
Product: Sideroflexin-1-3
Biological process (GO): serine import into mitochondrion; monoatomic ion transport
Cellular component (GO): mitochondrial inner membrane
Molecular function (GO): monoatomic ion transmembrane transporter activity
Source: RefSeq, a predicted model, not a curated record
UUUUCAUCAUCAUAAUUAUUGAAAGUUAAGUCGAAAUAAUUCACAUUUUGAUGUUGAUUAGACCAAAUUGUUGAACUGUGGGAUCAAAUCAAGUUUACAAGUAUUUCUAUUUUUGAUCAUCUCUGUUCGAAUAUGGCAUUAAUUCGAAAUGAUAUCAAUAUUGACCAACCAAGAUGGGAUCAAAGCACUUAUUUUGGUCGUGCAAAACAUUUUUUUGUUGUUACAAAUCCAUUGAAUGUACUUUGUUCAAAUCGUGAAUUAGAAGAGGCCAAAGAAAUAAUAUAUAAAUAUCGUAAAGGUGAAAUUAUUAAUGGAUUAACAGAAGAAAAGCUAUGGCAUUAUAAACAUAUCUAUGAUUCUGCAUUUCAUCCGGAUACCGGUGAAAAAAUGACCCUUAUAGGUAGAAUGUCUGCACAGGUUCCAAUGAACAUGGCCAUCACUGGAUGCAUGCUGACCUAUUACAAAACACCAGCGCAGACUAUAUUUUGGCAAUGGUUUAAUCAAUCGUUCAAUGCGGUUGUCAACUAUACGAAUCGAAGUGGUGAUAGUCCUAUUCCUGUUUCACAAUUGGUAAAAUCAUAUUGUUUUGCCACAUCUGGUGCACUAGUCACAGCUUUAUCGCUAAAUAGUCUUGCCAAACGUUUUCCACCAUUAUUGGGUCGUUUUGUUCCAUUCGCUGCGGUUGCUGCGGCUAAUUGUGUUAACAUUCCAAUGAUGCGAUCAAGUGAACUAACAAAUGGUAUAGCAAUUGAAGAUGAGAAUGGCAAUAAAAUUGGAUAUUCAAAAAAGAUGGCCAAAGAGGGAAUAUCACUAGUGGUUUUAUCUCGAAUAUUGAUGGCAGCACCUGGAAUGGUUAUUCCGCCGAUUAUCAUGAAUCGUUUGGAAAAACGUGGUAUUCUUCGCCGAAUUCCAUGGAUUUCGGCACCUGCACAAGUUUUAAUGUGUGGUUUAAGUUUGACAUUUGCUACGCCAUUGUGUUGCGCAUUAUUUCCACAAAGAAAAUCCGUUCCAAUCGAACGAUUAGAAGAGGAUAUUCAAGAAUAUGUUCGCAAAACCAAUAACCCUUGUAAAAUUGCAUAUUAUAACAAAGGAUUAUGAGAUAUUAUUAUUUAAAAAUUGUUUUAUUUUUAAUUCCGAUUCUAUA